CGACGCCAAAGAAAAGCGUGGCGACCAAAAAAGGGGUGGACAGCGCAGUCGCUUGUAAUUACAGUCAAGACACAAUGCUGGGAAUCGUGCAGAACGCAAACGACGCAAUCGAGUGCCCUUAUGGACGACAAGUGCUCGAAAUCCUUUGGAUCGAUGCCAAACGAAGCACGCUGCGACCAAAAGGAGGGUGGACAGCGCAGUCGCUCAUGCUUCAACCGAGAUACGGGGUUGUGAACCACAUUGAAGUUAAGCAGGACAAUCGAAGGAGCGGGUGGACAGCGCAGUUGUCUAACAAGCAGGAAGAGUCAGACCAGUAUAGGAGACUAGAGAUUCAGAAAAUCACGGAUCUGUGGCGGCCAGGGGGCAAAAGGGUAGACAACAGCUAAUGCAAGGACCGCUCAGCUAUCAAAAUAACAUAACAGUAGCCGCCAAAAUCCUUAGCUUUUCACGACUAAGGGGCAAUUGUUGGGCCAUAGCUGAGCGGCAUUGGGCUUGGAAGCCCAAGGAGUAAGGCCCGUUCAAAGGGCCCAUGAGAGUGCAUCUGGGGGAACGUAGCGCAUGGGGAACAGAGAAAGGAAGGCGGCCAUACUAGGACAGGACAGGUACUAGGACGCCUGACACAAAGAGCCGUUACGGGCAGAAUGGGAGAUCCUCCGAGGAUACUCACCUCGAACACUGCAGGACUAAGCAUUAAUUGCCGUCGUAGGCGGUCUAGAUAAAGCAAAGCCUGAUCUAGGACGCCUGACAUGGCAUUUAAUGCUCGAAGUCCAGCCCAAACCACUAUAAAUACAUUCCUAUCUGCAUUGAUGGUAAACCAACUACUCUCUCUCUCUAAACAUUACAAAAAACUCAUAUUCCCUCUCUAACUUAAGCAUCGGAAUUCGGAGGGUGUCCGGGGUGACCGCCCACGGACCCUUGUUUUGCAGGAGCUUGGAAUCCCCCAUCAUCUGGAACAGACGCCUUGCUCGCUUCCACAAACCGCCUAGAACAUUCUAGACUCAAACAGUAACGAUAUCAUAACAAUCUCUUAAUCUCUUUAUCAAUCGAAGUAGAGAAGCAGCGAAGAAUAAUUGAACUGUGGGGAUGUUCAUCAACAAAGUAAAAAGUAAAAGGUGGCAGGUAAAUAUCGUUCUCAUCAGUUUCCAUCAGUAAAGCUUUCUCUCUACCUGCUCCUCAUUUUACACGCUGCUUUUUCUUUUGUGGUUACUUUUAACCAGAUGCGCAAUCACCAUGGCGUUCUAUCUGGCCAACUAACUACUCGUACAUAGGUCAUCUGUCUACGUGCGGCUUCCAAGUCUCACCGCACGACAUUUUCAUAACAACAAUAGCUGCAAUUUUUUUUUUUUUUUAUGGGGGUUUCUUGCUAUAUAUGAUGCAAAAGCAUUCAGUGACGACUGUGUAUGACCGAGAUAGAACUACAAUACUUGGUAACAACGUACCUUAAUUGGGUUUAUUUUUAUGGCUCUGUCCAAUGUUCUUAAUGACAAUAAUAGAGUUGUGAUGUAGAUAGCAACAUCAUGUUUGUGAUGUACCUAUUGAAUAAACCACAUGAAUAAUAAUGUUAUUAACAGAACCCAUAUGAAGAAUUAUAGUCUCGAUUCAAUCCCAUAAAAAAUCUGAACGUUUCCAUGUUUUUCAUUUAGCUAGUAGCUAUGGGCAAUGAUGAAGAUUGAAGUUAAUGAUGAUUAAACAUUCUUGUAUAUUGUGGUUUAGCUAUCAUAUGGUUAAACAUUCUUGUAUAGUGAUCACUAUAUGUGGAGAAUGGAGAUCAAAGAGAUACAAGUACAAAGACUCUAGACAAAGGCAUUAAUUAGCUAUACAUACAUGAACCAUUAUAUAUAUAUAUAUAUAUAUAUAUAUGCAUGAACCAUGAAUGAAUCUUCAUCAACUCCAAUCCUUAUCAGACAACUUCUUGAACUGCAGAGGAAACACCAUCUCUGCCUCCUACAUAUAAUCGGAUUGGUGAGCAUUUUUUCCUGAUGGAAACACGGGUGGACUGUUCGGCUCCUAAGACCAAGGCUUAAGGCAGGUUUGGAGAAUUGAAGUAUAAAUCUCUAGAUUUUAAAUAAUUCAAAUAUUUUAAUUUUUUGGAUUGUCGAAAAAUAUUUUUGAAAUUUUCAUUGUUUGGUAACUGCGAUUGUUAAAAUUUAAGUAAAAAAUAAAUUGUUUUAAUCAAAUGACAUGUUUAGAGUAAUAAUCAAAGUGGAAAAAAUGUUGACGAUUUAUUGAUAAGGAUAUUUAGUGGGAUAAAUAAGUAAAAGUAAGAGAAAAAGUAGGAGAAAAAAAUAGCUUACAAAUCAAGAUAUAGAAUCUUUUUGGUUAGGAAAGAUUUGAGAUCUCUAGAUUUUAAAGAUUUGAAAUCUCCAAAACUAAAAUUUUCCACACAAAAAUAGCAAAAAAAAUUUUUUUUUUUUGUUGAAUCUAUUGAUUUAAUGAUCUAAGACCACAAUCAUAUUCUCCAUACGAGCUCUAAGUUCUACCCAAGCAUGCAAUCUAGUGCUGGGAAAUUGUGUGGUUUGCUAUAGGCAAAACCAUAUACACGAUCUAUGAUCAAAAUCGAGAAGUUGGAGUAUAGAAUAUAGACAUACAACAUUCUACAUGGUCCAGACCAUACAUGUGCGGUCUGGACCAUGCAUACCACAAUAUUAAGCAAAAGCUGAACAAUUUUUUGUCAAUCACACAAAAGAAUCGAACCAAUAAUCGAGAAAAAAAGGUUUGUUCUCCUUAAAACACAAAUUCCAACACGCAUGCAUGAUUUUGAUACCAUAAAUCCAAAUAAAUAACAAAAAACAUAAAGUAAGAGUAACCCAACUUGCACCUAAAAUGAUAAAUAUUAACAUAAUGUCAUACUGAGACACGAAAAGAUUUGCAAAAUUUGGACCGAGACUUGAGUGUCAUUGAGGAGUUGGGAGUGGUCGAGUUUGCUAACAAGAACUGGGAAGUGGGUUCGGUCCGCUAACCUGCGGUCUAGACUAUACCUAAUCAAGAAAUAAAUACAUCUUAUAAUAUAUACCAUGAACCAGACCAAACCGUUAUUUCUAUUUAAUAGUCUACGGUCCAUACCAAAUUAUACGAUCCAAUUUAAUACACAAUAUUUCAAACUAUCUAAUAUAUUUUUCCAGCCUCUGAUACGAUCCACUUGCUCAUUGGAACUAAGGUCAGUAGAGCAGAAGAAUUGGUAUAGCUGUAGCCUGUACGUACAAGAGAUGCAGACAUUUCCAUUUACUCCACUAAAUUAAAAAAGCACUCAUCACACUCGAAUGCUGUAAGCGUGGCGGCAUCCAAUCCUCAUUAUCAUUAAAUAAAUACUGAUAAUUAAUAAUACUGUGCACGAAGUAUUGAAGUAGAUAAGGAACGGAACGUUAAUUGGAUCAUUGAGGUGCUCGAUUGAGAGUUAAGAUAUGGAUUAGAUUUUGGCUAAACUAACUAGAGCAAAGAUAAGGCUUGUGAUUAAUGCUUUGACUUUUAGCGACGGGAAAAAAGAAACAAAAUUACAACUCACGUUCGGCGUAGCCGAUCGGCAUGUAACACCAGGGGGAUGGCACUUGACUCGGCCGAGAGAGAAACAAUAACAAUAUCAUGUGUAA
Linum trigynum is the source of this 3587-nucleotide messenger RNA. Lineage: Eukaryota; Viridiplantae; Streptophyta; Magnoliopsida; Malpighiales; Linaceae. The record is from the annotation of a GenBank genome assembly.